This is a messenger RNA of Dissoconium aciculare CBS 342.82, 495 nucleotides long. RefSeq lists its product as uncharacterized. The transcript has 3 exons. Gene Ontology annotation, molecular function: poly(U) RNA binding; poly(A) binding; mRNA 3'-UTR binding. The record is from RefSeq and is a predicted model, not a curated record. The coding region runs from base 1 to 495 and encodes 164 amino acids. Gene Ontology annotation, cellular component: cytosol; ribonucleoprotein complex; nucleus. NCBI's taxonomy places the organism in Eukaryota, Fungi, Ascomycota, Dothideomycetes, Mycosphaerellales, Dissoconiaceae.
AUGCAGGAACCUGUCAUCCCGCCGGCUAUUCCUGCUCCGUCGUCGCCGCUGAAGCCACUGGAUAGAGCUCUAGAGAACCAGCGUGGCGAGACCAAUGUCUACAUUCGGGGACUUCUUCCAGAGACCACUGAUGAGAUGCUUCAAGUUUGGGGCUCUCGAUUUGGCGAUAUCAAGAGCUCAAAGUCGAUCAUCGACAUGCAGACCGGUCUUUGCAAAGGCUUUGGCUUUGUCAAAUAUCACAACUACGAAGAUGCCGAGAAUUGCAUCCGUGGCUUCCAUCAUCUUGGAUAUGAAGUCAGCUUCGCCAGGGAGUCGUUCUACUCCAAGCUUAAGACGUUCUCCGAUGAGAGUAACACUAAUCUUUACGUCUCGAACUUGUCAAAGACAAUGAACGAACACGAACUUGCUCAGCUCUUUCACCCACACAAGGUCUGUUCAUCUCGUAUCCUGCGUGACAAGAACGGUAAUGGCCGUGGUGUCGGCUUUGCUCGGUAA